AUGAAUCACCAAAUUGGUUGUCUUACGAGGGUUCAUAUAGGUCUGCCUUCCUCAAACGAGACGGCUGAACUGACCUUAGGAGUGCAUAGGGGACAUCCUCAAACAGGACAAUUUCAAAAUGCAUACCUGUGCGGAAGAUUCCUCCAACAUAACUCAGUUUUCUCAACUCCUUUUGUCACCACUUCCAUUUUGCUGCGAGUCACUCCUAGCAGCGAAAUCUGCCUAUUGCUUUUCCAGCAUCCAUUCCUGUUUUGUACUCAGCUCUUGAGGGCACAGUAA
This is a messenger RNA of Linderina pennispora, 279 nucleotides long. RefSeq lists its product as uncharacterized. The record is from RefSeq and is a predicted model, not a curated record. The transcript has 2 exons. The coding region runs from base 1 to 279 and encodes 92 amino acids. NCBI's taxonomy places the organism in Eukaryota, Fungi, Kickxellomycota, Kickxellomycetes, Kickxellales, Kickxellaceae.